GGGCAACAUCGCUCGCUCCUAGUCGUUGUCGUUGGCCAAGCGCAGCAAACGGAGAUGCAAAGAAUUCGCAAUCAGAUAAAUUAAUACGUCAUCUAUCAUUAUAGAGUGAUAUUUUAUUAUACAAUUAGUUCGGCUACAGUUGUAACAAACAAAAACACAGCAGAAUGCCGGCCGCGCGGGGCGUUAAACGCACAGCGUCGAAAACCACCUCUGCCACGUCAUCCAGUGUUCCCAAGAAUAAGAAGAAACGCGCAGCAUUCCAGCUUGAAAUACCAAGUGCGCCCAAGAAGCGGGGUUCCGUGUUCACAUGUGGCCAGGGGGAUGUUGGUCAACUUGGACUUGGGGAGGAUGUCAUUGAGACCACUAAAUUCAAGUAUGUGUCGGGUCUUGGAGACAAAAUUGUGGAUGUGUGUGCCGGUGGCAUGCACACCAUUGCUCUGGACUCCGAUGGAAAGGUGUGGACAUUCGGGUGCAACGACGAGGGUGCGCUGGGGAGGCCCACGUCCGGGGAGGCCGAGGAGGGCAGCGCGGGGGCCGUGAAGCUCCCCGCCAGGGCCGUCGCCGUGUCGGCCGGGGACUCGCACUCCGCCGCGCUGCUCGAGGACGGACAGGUCUACGCCUGGGGAGCGUUCAGGGAUUCGCACGGCAGUAUGGGGCUCGUAGUCCGCGGCCGCGAGGGCAAGGCGUGCCGGGAGCCCGUGCGUAUCGACAUCGGCGAACCGGCUGCUGAUGUAGCCUCCGGCGGAGACCACCUCGUCAUCCUGUCUACGACGGGGGGAGUGUACACGAUGGGCUGCGGCGAGCAGGGCCAGCUCGGGCGCCUGGCGCAGCGCUCCGCGUCCAGGGACUCAAGGCAGGGGUUCAGCGCCCUGCUGGUGCCGGCCAAGCUGACGCUGAAGUGGGCCGCGGCGCGCGUGUGGGCGGGCUACCACGCCACCUUCGCGCUGGACGCCGCCGGCAAGAUGUUCGCCUGGGGGCUCAACAACUACGGGCAACUCGGUAUAACAGGAGAAAAACGCAAGACAGCCCUAUACGCCCCAACAGAAUGCGACGCCUUCACCCAGGGCAGCGGUUGGCAACGAGUCGCCUGCGGACAACAUCAUUCACUGGCCUUGGACUCCAAGGGACAAGUCUUCGCUGUUGGCAGAUGCGAGUACGGACGGUUAGGGCUGGGCGACAGGGAAGGCGACGCGGAGAGCCUGGAGCCCGUGCCGGCGCUCGUGGGCAAGAAGUGCGUCAGCAUCGCCGCGGGGACCUGCAAUAGUUUCGCCGUCACCGACAUAGGAGAGGUCCUCGGCUGGGGCAUGGGCAGCGAGGGCCAGCUGGGCACGGGCGCGGCGACGGACGCGGCGACGCCGACCGCCGCCGUCGCCGCCGCCUUCCAGGCGCGCCGGCCGGGGAAGGUCGCCGCCGGCGCGCAGCACACCGCCCUGCUCGCGCUAGACACAUCACCGGUCAAAGAAAAGUCCCCAACACCAGAAAUGGAGACAGAAGAACAGCCCGUAGAACAGGAGCCCAAAGCAAAGGAUAAGCCGAAGGGCAGACAGAACAAAAAACAGAAGCGAGGGGAGCAGGAGGACGAGGUGUCUUCCACGUCCAGCGCGCAGCCCGAAGUACCGGAAGAAACCAAACCGCAGAAGGUAAAUGGCGAUGAGAAGAAGGAAACUCCCAUGGAAGUAGACGAAUCUGACAACUCACAGGACAAAAAAGAAGACACGCAACCGGACACGGAAGCGGUCGAGCCACCAAAAACGGAACCAGAACCCACAGAGAAAACCCCAGAACCAGCACCAGAACUGGCACCAGAGAAACCUGAGGAAACCAAACCAGAGCUCUCCGACUCCAGCCAAGACUCCCAAGCGGAACCAGACAAACCAACAGAUGUUGAAAUGAAAGAUGAAAAAGUAAAUGGGGCACCGGAGGAGGAAAAACCUGAAGUGGAAGCCAAGAAAGUGGAGGAAGCGAUACCAAACGACACAGUUGUGGCCACCACGGCGUGAUCCUAGAGUUAAAUGCGUGUUUGUGACGAGAUAUCUAUUGCAUAGACUGUGAAAAGCUGUAGUACUGUUGUGUUUUGCGUGGUGCCCGGCACAGGUUGUAAACUUCAAAUGGCUAAAAUUUAAAUUACCUAUAGUCAGACCAAGCUAACUUUGUAUGGCAUUUUGUAACACAAAGUGUGGUAUGUCAUCAUAACGUCUAAUUUGAAUAUAUGGCAAAUAAUGAAAAUAUGGCGUUCAUGAAGACACUGCCACAAUUUAUUGUGUCAAAAUAGAUGUAAAGUUACCUUAGACGGACUCAACAACUACUUUCGGUGUAACCGUAUAUUUCCUUCAAGUGUUUGUUGCGUAGAGCAUAGGCAAUAUAGUUCUUCACUUGAGCUGUCGAACUUGGGGGGGGGGCGUGAUUUUUUUCAUAGACUACACUAUCAAGGUCAUAAUCAUAAACAUAUACAGACGAAUUUGAAAUAAAAUGUAUUGUAGUGACUCCAAACUGAACUUAGAUACCUAAGUAUAAUGUAGAUAAAACAUAAGAUCAAGAUUUUGAACUUGAACUAUUCAGUAACGAGCUUUCAUCAGUCCAUGUCCAAUAAAAAGGAGAAUUCUACCCGCUCCUGUCACAAAUGCUUUCAAAUUCGGUUAAUGUAAGACUGCUUGCACACUACCAAUUCUAAUAACAGGAAUUUAAAAAUAACGGUUUAUUUUUGUAAAACUUUCGAAUUAAAUAUGAUGUCAAUAACUUAUUAUAAGGAAUUUAAAUCAUUCGUGUGCGGGCAGCCUAAAAUAUUCGAAGUGUUUCAUAUCAAACAUACAUUCAAUAGUUCAAUUCUCCAAUAGUAAAUUAGUUAAUACCGUACUUCGAACAGUAAGGAUUAAAAAACCGGUUUUUUCUGCUAAAACGUGGUUUUGUCUAUGGUCUGUUUUAAAGGCUUCUACUCACCUUGCAACAAAUCGCAUGCGAUUUUUGAUACUUUGCAGCUACUUAGACUGCAAUGUUGCAUUUGUUGCAAGGUCAGGAGAGGGCUUAACUAUACAUAAAACUGCUUUGUUUCAAUAAAUCCGGUUGUUAAGAUAAAACCGGUUUUUCGCCUGCAUUAGCCGUUGUUCAUUGUAAUCAAAUUGUUGUAUAUUUCAUAAAUUUAUGACGAGAUUUAAAUAUAAGAAUUCCGGUUUGGGAAGCCCGUUCUUUAACAUGUAUUUAAGCUAAAAUAAUUUGUGGAUUUCCGUUUUUGACAUAAUAAUGUGAUUUCGGUGUAAGUUGAAGUUUUUCCUGCAAUGUCAUUAGUUCGCUACCUUUAGUCAGGGUCUGGUUUUUAAGUAAGCUAUUCAAAUCGGACCUUGAUAAUCAUUUUGUCAGAUUGUAAGUGGUUACAUUAGUAAUCAAGUAUAGUAGAACAUUGAAGUUGCUAGAUCACUAUUACAAUAAGUUCAUAUAAUGUAUGAUUCUGUACAAAUUCUGGACUACCACGUAUCAGAACUUCACAGUAACAUUUAGUAAACUUUUUGUUGAAUUGUUUAUUUUAUUUUAUAAAUAUUUUCGUGCAUGAUCCUAAAGUACAAGAGUACAAUUUCACGACGCUAAUGUUUACUUGUUACGAUAAAAUGAACUAUAGUUAUAAUGAUUGUGUUUUAAUAAUAAAAACGUAGUGGAAA
This is a messenger RNA of Cydia pomonella (codling moth), 3650 nucleotides long. It is a transcript of the gene Rcc1, whose product is annotated as regulator of chromosome condensation. The record is from RefSeq and is a predicted model, not a curated record. The transcript has 14 exons. Bases 165 to 2000 code for a protein of 611 amino acids. Gene Ontology annotation, molecular function: guanyl-nucleotide exchange factor activity. Gene Ontology annotation, cellular component: cytoplasm. Lineage: Eukaryota; Metazoa; Arthropoda; Insecta; Lepidoptera; Tortricidae.